Capsella rubella is the source of this 792-nucleotide messenger RNA. Its product is annotated as probably inactive leucine-rich repeat receptor-like protein kinase At5g48380. The transcript has a single exon. Bases 1 to 792 code for a protein of 263 amino acids. The record is from RefSeq and is a predicted model, not a curated record. Lineage: Eukaryota; Viridiplantae; Streptophyta; Magnoliopsida; Brassicales; Brassicaceae. Gene Ontology annotation, molecular function: protein binding.
AUGUCUAUGAUAACCCUGGUCACGACUUGUCUUUGUUUCUUGCUGGUGUCUAGCUUCCCAUGGACGAACAAGGCCAACGUAAAUUGCCUGAGGACCAUAAAAUCCCAAGUUGAAGAUCCCAAUGGAUACUUGUCCAGUUGGAAUUUUGCCAACGAAACUGAAGGGUCUAUCUGCUCACUCAACGGUGUCGAUUGUUGGGAUCUGAAAAGGGUUAUGAGCAUUCAGCUUUCUGGUUAUGGUCUCAAAGGAGAGUUUCCUCUUGGAAUUAAGGAAUGUUCUGAUCUGACAGGUCUGGAUCUCUCUAGAAACAACUUCUCUGGUCCUUUACCAUCCAACAUAUUCUCUUUAAUUCCAUUUGUUACAAUUCUCGACCUCUCCUACAAUCAAUUCUCCGGUGAAAUCCCUGUCAGCUUAUCAAACAUUAACUAUCUGAACAGUCUUACGCUUAGUCAUAAUCAGUUCACUGGCCAGCUUCCUCCCCAGCUAGUGCUACUUAAACGGCUCAAAUGGUUCUCAGUGGCAGACAAUCUUCUGACCGGCCCUGUCCCGAAUUUUGAGGAAUCCUUGCACAUCGUACCUGAGAAUUAUGCUAAUAACCUGGAUUUGUGUGGUGGGCCUCUAGAUGCUUGCGUUGAUCGGGAAGAAGAUAGAGAAGAAACUAUCCCGUUCGGGAAGAUGAGUGCAGCAAUUGGUGCGGCUUUUUUUGCACCAGUAGGUGCAUUCUUAGGCUGGUUCUUCUCCAAUGGUAGUAAAGAGAAACAAGGAGAUAUAAGACGCCGAAACUGGUUUUAG